UGUCAUUAAACGUCAUCAUUGUGCGCCACACACACGGAAGUACACUGAGUUACAGAAUGUUUAAUAUAAAUUACUGGCGUUUGUGAGUGUUUUCUGCGAAUCGCGUCGGAUUGUUAAAAAAAAACGAAGUGCUGAACAACGUGAAGAUGAGUGAUACAGAAAAAGAGAAGGGUCCUGUAGCUUUGCGAGAAGAGGGGAACAGUCUCUUCAAAGCUGGGGAUGUGCAGGGUGCUGUGUGUUGUUACACUAAAGCACUAACACUUAGUGACGACCGACAAGAGAGUGCGGUUCUUUUUCGCAAUCGCUCUGCAUGCUACUUAAAACUUGAGGAGUACAGCAAGGCGGAGGCUGAUGCUUCCAAAUGUCUUGAUACUGACCAAAGUGACGUGAAGGCCAGGUUCAGGAGGGCCCAGGCUUUCCAGAAACUUGGACGUCUUGACCAAGCUGUUCUGGAUGCCCGGAGGUGUGCCCAGCUGGAUCCCAAAAACAAAGCAUUCCAGGAUCUGCUGAGACAGCUGGCGGCACAGAUCCAUCAGAAGUCAGAAGAACUGAGCUCCACCGAUGCUCGUGUGCAACAAAUGUUCUCAAUCCUCUUAGAUACAUCUGGAAAAGAUUCGGACCGACAAAAGGCCGCACAAAAUCUAGUUGUGUUAUCUCGGGAAGAUGCAGGAGCUGAGCAGAUCUUCCGUAACGAUGGCGUGAAGCUGAUUCACAGACUUCUUCAGUCAAAGCAAGAGGAUGUUGUCCUUUCUGCUCUGAGGACUCUGGUUGGCUUGUGUACAGAGCAUCAGUCCAGAACUAUGGCGAUAGUAAACGAGCUGGGAAUGGAGCAACUGUGUGCAGUCAUGGGAUCAGGAGCGUCAUCUGUGUCUCUGGCCACUUGCCACCUGCUGCAGGUGAUGUUUGAGGCUCUCACCGAGGGCAUGAAGAAGGAGAUCAGGGGAAAGGAAGAAGCCAUACUUCCUGAGCCAUCCAAGGAGCUUCGCUCAAUGUUGCGUCACCUAUUGGAGAUGAUGCCAGCGUCAAACGUGUCAGGACCCGGCAGAGACAGUGCCAUCAACCUUCUUGUCAAACAAGUUCCUCGCAAGUCCUUCAAGAACCCGGACAACUCUCUCACAUUGUGGGUGAUAGACCAGGGGCUAAAGAAAAUCUUAGAGGUGGCUGCAACGGUGCCCGAGUCGUCUGAUGGUCCUCCCCUUACUGAUAAUUCCCACAUGAGCUGCUCCGUUUUGCUAAACAAGCUCUAUGACGAUCUCAAGAGUGACAAAGAAAGGGAGAACUUCAGCAAAUUAUGUGAAGACUAUGUUCAGCAACACUUCAGCCGUUUGGGUCUGGAUGCCAAGCUGCGAGCCAUCCAGACCGUGUCUGUGCUCCUUCAAGGACCGAGUGAUGUUGGUAACAGAACGCUGGAGAUGUCAGGGAUGAUGGAUGCGGUGAUUUCCCUGUGCGCAUCUGACGAUGUAACUCACCAGCAAGUCGCAGUGGAGACUCUUAUUCACGCAGCAGGCAAAGCUAAGAGAGCGUCCUUCAUCACAGCCAAUGGCGUCGCACUUCUCAAGGACCUCUACAAGAAGAGCGAGAACGAUAGGAUACGAGUUAGAGCUCUGGUGGGUUUGUGCAAGCUUGGAUCAGCAGGAGGGACAGAUUUCAGCAUGAAGCAGUUUGCCGAGGGAUCGACUCUAAAGCUGUCCAAACAGUGCAGGAAGUGGCUUUGUAACGAGUCGCUGCCCCCAACAUCCCGACGGUGGUCCGUGGAAGGUCUUGCCUACCUCACUUUUGACGCAGAUGUGAAAGAGGACUUAGUAGAAGACAAGAAUGCUCUCCAGGCAAUGUUUGAACUCGCAAAGUCUGAGGACAAAACAGUGCUCUUCGCUGUGGGCUCCACCCUGGUGAACUGCACCAACAGCUACGAGGUGGAGAAGCCUGACCCUCAGAUGGUGGAGUUGGCCAAGUAUGCAAAGCAGCAUGUGCCUGAGGAGCACCCUAAGGAUGCUCCUUCCUAUGUGGAGAAGAGGUUGAUGAAGUUGCUGGAGGCUGGAGUGGUUUCUGCAUUAGUGUGUAUGGUCAAACAUGAAAGUCCUGCUCUCACGGAUGCUUGUAGAGAGUGUAUUGCCAGGGUGUUUUUGGCUUUAGUGGAACGCCAGGAAGACAGAGGCACAGUAGUGGCACAGGGCGGAGGAAAGGCUCUCAUCCCACUGGCGUCUGAUAACACCGAUGUCGGAAAAGUCAAAGCAGCACAAGCUUUGUCCAAAAUUACUAUCACGUCCAAUCCAGAGAUUGCCUUCCCGGGAGAAAGAAUUUAUGAGGUGGUGCGCCCCCUUGUCAGUCUUUUAAGUCUUCACUGCACACUGCUGCAGAACUUUGAGGCGCUCAUGGCUUUGACCAACCUGGCUGGAAUCAGUGAGAGACUCAGACAGAAGAUCAUAAAGGAGAAGGCUGUACCAAAAAUCGAAGGCUACAUGUUUGAGGAGCACGACCUGGUCCGAGCGUCCGCCACUGAGUGCAUGUGUAACCUUAUUCUGAGCACAGAGGUGCAGAAGAUGUACCUGGCCACCGGCAACGAUCGUCUCAAACUUCUCGUGCUUUACUGUGGCGAAGAAGACGAAAGGCUGAGAAAAGCCGCUGCAGGAACGCUGGCCAUGCUGACUGCUGAGCAACCCGGCGUUUGUUCCCGCAUCCCUGAAAUGACGACACAUUGGCUGGAGAUCCUGCAGGCUCUCCUGCUCAGUGACAUAUCUGACUUACGUCAUCGUGCUGUUGUCAUAGUUCAUAACAUGAUGCAGGCGGAGAAGAGUCUGGCUGACAAGCUCAUUGAGAGUGAAGUCCUGGAAAUUCUUUCAGUCUUGGCAAAGGCAGGAGAGGGCACACCACAGCCGGUCGCAAAGAUAGCUCAGAACUGCUUGGAUAAGGCGAUGGAGUACGGCAUCAUCAUGAGUAGAGAAGGAAAGGAAUAGACAGAAAGAACUCCAUCGCACAAUGCGUCAAUUGUGUGAAUUUGUCCCAUCAUGGCAGUAAACCUGAAGACUGAAGCUGAAAACAUAAUGAAAAUAUUUUAAAAUAGGGCUGCACGGUGUUUGAGUGGUUAGCGCACAGGCCACACAGCUAUGAGACCCGAGUUCAAUUCCACCCUCGGCCAUCUCUGUGUGAAGUUUGCAUGUUCAUUCCGGUUUCCUCCCACAUUCCAAAAACAUGCUAGGUUAAUUAGCGACUCCAAAUUGUCCAUAGAUAUGAAUGUGAGUGUGAAUGGUUGUUUGUCUAUAUGUGCCCUGUGAUUGGCUGGCGACCAGUCCAGGGUGUACCCUGCCUCUCGCCUGAAGACAGCUGGGAUAGGCUCCAGCACCCUCGUUGAGGAUAAGCGGUAGAAAAUUAAUUAAUUAAUAUUUUCCAAGUGUGGACGGCGGUCCAGUGGUUAGCGCACAGACCUCACAGCUAGGAGACCAGGGUUCAAUUCCACCCUCGCCCAUCUCUGUGUGGAGUUUGCAUGCUCUUUCCCGUGCAAGCGUGGGUUUUCUGCGGGUACUGCGGUUUCCUCCUACAUUCCAAAAACAUGCUAGGUUAAUUAGCGACUCCAAAUUGUCCAUAGGUAUGAAUGUGAGUGUGAAUGGUUGUUUGUCUAUAUGUGCCCUGUGAUAGAAAAUGAAUAUUUUCAAAUAUUUCAAUAAUUGGUAAACGUGAUUAGAUGAAAACCAAACAAAAAUGUAUGUUUUUUUUCACAACCUUUUGAAUUUUUUAAUGAAUAUAUUUAUCCCAAUAAUGUAUGUUUGUGUGUAAUCUAUAUAAAUGCACAAAAUAUAUUUCACUUUUUAUACUGUACCAUACUUUUAUUGGACACAUGCAUUAGUUAAUUUAUAGAUGCUGAUCUACGUACUUACUAUUUCACUGCUUCGCUACAUUCCCAAUUUUGUGUUUGGGUUCCACAAUGAAAAAUAAAAAGUACGCAAUGACACCA
Doryrhamphus excisus (bluestripe pipefish) is the source of this 3949-nucleotide messenger RNA. It is a transcript of the gene unc45a, whose product is annotated as unc-45 myosin chaperone A. Gene Ontology annotation, cellular component: cytoplasm. Gene Ontology annotation, molecular function: Hsp90 protein binding. The record is from RefSeq and is a predicted model, not a curated record. NCBI's taxonomy places the organism in Eukaryota, Metazoa, Chordata, Actinopteri, Syngnathiformes, Syngnathidae.